AUGUUAUCGAAUAAAGACCGGCGUGGGAAGCAGAAUGUGAUGCAACUUCAUGUGUUCGUGGAUGCCUCGAAGAACGGAUUUGCGUAUCUGCGGUUUGAAGAGAACAGUAAAGUGGAAUGUGCGCUUAUCGGAACGAAGACACGGGUAGCCUCAUUGCGGUUUACGUCGAUUCCAAGACCGGAACUUCAAGUAGCGAUAAUUGGAGCCCGUUUGGCGAACGAUUUCAUGGAGACACAGAAGCUCGAACCCACGAAAAGAUUCUUCUCGUCGGACUCACGUGAUAUUCUCUACUGGAUCAACUCCGAUCACCGUAAAUACAGCCAGAAACUGGCAGGAAAGCUCAUUGCCACUGGUCCACAGACUCAACUGGAACUUAAGGCGACAGAGCGGUUUAUUCUGAAGCAAGUGCAAUAUGCUGAAUUUGCUAUAGAUAUUGAUCGAUUGAAGAAACCGAACCUUGUGCCGUGGAAAAGAGUGAUACCGAAGAAUAACUAUCUAUACGGUCUCAAUCCCACACUGGACGAAAAUGGACUGCUGCGAAUGAAGGGUCGUAUAGACGCUUUGAAUGGCGGCUGGAGUCAGUGGAGUGCUUGGUUGGAGUGUCGCUGCCCUGGGAAACCGGUGCAGGGACGGAAACGGACGAGAACGUGCAGCGAUCCGAUUCCACUGUAUGGUGGAGCACCCUGCGAUGGACCGAACCAACAGAAGACGGCGGACUGUGUCACGUGUCCCGAGGACACACAAAUCAUUACACCGAAUGGGUUCGAGGAUAACACCUUUGUGCGCCGCUGGUCCACGUGGUCUACCUGGAGCAGCUGUUCGGCCAAGUGCGUCCAGGUUCGGCGUCGCGUUUGCCGCACUCAGAGUUUAGACUAUUACGACAAAGCCCUGGUGAAGCACCAUCAACAGUUGGCCGCUCUGAUGGACGACCAGGAGGAGCAGGGCAGUAGUACGUUCGGUUGCCACGGCAAGGACAGCCAAUCGAUCGUCUGCCGCGGUGGGGAUUGCAGAAUUGACGAUACAGCUUCGGACUGGAUAUUCUACUUAGGUCUCGGGUUCAUCGUAACGCUGUGCAUCACAUUCUUCGUUUUCCUGAUCCACAUUCGCCGGCAUCGUCAAAAGAUUCCUGCAUACAGCAUCACCAGAACGGCACCGGAUCAGCAUACCUACACGCAUGAGUUUCAAAAGAAGCUUACCUACAAUUCUAACACUCCGGACAUAAACAUUCGAGUCAACAACUUUGAGUACUCCAACGGGAGUACUAUGGAAGCACCUAAAAUCCCCGGCCAAACUGUACCCCUGCUGUUGCCCCGAUCGGUCUCCACCGAGCAUCACUACGACGAACCGCAAUUUGCUUCGAGUUAUUCAACGCCCAUCGACAGCAAAAGCCGCGAGAACACUAAUCACUAUCACCAGCAGAAGCAGCAGCAACAACAACAGCACUACCAUCAGCAUUUGUAUCACCAGAAUCACCCACAAACACCCCCACUGAUCAGCCUGAAGGGACAGCAGCAGCUUCUGUUGCCGCUGCAGCCGCAACAACAACAACAACAACAACUACAGCAACAGCGGACGCAAACGCUUCAGAGUCAACCAUCGCAAAAGGGUGGACAGUACAUGAGCAAGGAGUCCUUGGCGACCAAUAGUGAUACCAACACUUCCAACUCAACAUACGCCAUUGCCACCACCGAGUCACUGGACACGUCCAGCUCCAACGAAACCGUGUACAAAUCCAACAGCAUGCGCCAGGUCGUCACAGCGGACGGCGGUUGGCUCGAGCUGGAGCAUCUGCAGACGUCUCUCUCCAUUCCGGAGGGAGCACUACCGGAAACGUUGAAAAUCAACGUGUUCCUGGCCGUCAUGUACGACUCGAAGGACACGAUUCUAGUCGACAACCAAAUCACCCACAUCAGUCCGACCAUUGUGUGCGGGCCGGCGAAAAGCAACUUUGCGAAACCAUUGAUUCUGAAGGUACCGCACUGUGCCGAGGACAUCGGCAACUGGAAGAUCUCACUCUUCUACAAGGAGGAAGUGACGAACUGUUGGAAGAAGAUCGCUUCCUCGGAGAACGAUGUGCCCAGUCCACAGGCGUACAUUCAGUUGGAUCUGAAGAACGCAUACAUUAUGACGAGAAAGUUGGGAAAGUACAUCCUCGGCGGGGAGAAUCUGUCCCCGGAGGUGUCCGUGAUGAAACGGUUGAAGAUCUACAUGUUCGGCCCAAACCGUAAGCCAGAGACUGAUUUCAACAUUCGAGUGUACAUUUUAGAGGACUAUCCGAGUGCGCUGGAACACUGCUCAAUCAUCGAAAGUCGAAUGGGGUACUUUCUGAUCGGCCAAAGCUCGCCGUUCCAUUUCGAGAACAAUAAGCAGAAUAUGAUCCUUCGAAUAAAUUGUUCUGGCGGGUGGACAUCGAAGGCGGAUACAGCCGUACAGAAAAUUCCCUUCAAUCACAUCUGGAAGAACAUGUCAAUUUUGCACUGCGAGUUUAUGUUGCAAAAAUUAGUCAACGAGCUGCCCUGUCUGAGGGUUGAACUUGCUGCUGAACAGGAAAACGGGACGAAGGUUCUGAUUACUUCGGUGGCUUUCUCGUGAUAGUACAUUCGGAAGGCGUUGGAGAAGCUGAUGACGAUUUAGUGCGGGGCUGAGUCAAAGGAUAUGGUUUUCAUGGUAGCCAUUCUGAUAUAGUGAUAUUACAACCAAGUAAGCAAAGUAAACAGUUGAUUGUAUGUAAGUAUGUAUGGUAACGAAACAAUAUUUAUUACCACUGGAAUUAUUAGUAGUUUAUUGAUAUGAACCCAAUGUCGAGUAAAUAGCAGGCUUAUAUGCACGCUCUGCGCAAGGACACGAAACCGAAACAAAAUUGUUUGUAGGCAGUUGUAGGACUUUGUUAAAACCUAACACUCACACAAUGAAGAUAGUUUGUAGAAACCGGGAGCCAAAACGUUAGUUACGAGCGGAAAAUCUUAGAAAACGUUCCACCGUUGAUGCAAGAAAUUAUGUAGAACGAAAUUGUAGCUAUUCACUAAGACUGAUUGUGAGGAACAAUAAAUAAAUUGAUUGGUUGG
Topomyia yanbarensis is the source of this 3065-nucleotide messenger RNA. Its product is annotated as netrin receptor unc-5-like. The record is from RefSeq and is a predicted model, not a curated record. The transcript has 8 exons. Gene Ontology annotation, biological process: netrin-activated signaling pathway; motor neuron axon guidance. Gene Ontology annotation, molecular function: netrin receptor activity. NCBI's taxonomy places the organism in Eukaryota, Metazoa, Arthropoda, Insecta, Diptera, Culicidae. Gene Ontology annotation, cellular component: membrane. The coding region runs from base 1 to 2592 and encodes 863 amino acids.